Camelina sativa (false flax) is the source of this 864-nucleotide messenger RNA. RefSeq names its product small ribosomal subunit protein eS12y. The record is from RefSeq and is a predicted model, not a curated record. NCBI's taxonomy places the organism in Eukaryota, Viridiplantae, Streptophyta, Magnoliopsida, Brassicales, Brassicaceae. Gene Ontology annotation, cellular component: ribosome. Gene Ontology annotation, biological process: translation. Gene Ontology annotation, molecular function: structural constituent of ribosome.
GAAAUAAAGAAAACUUUUCAGUUUUCAUUUCCUCUUUCUCUCCAACAACCUCUCCAGCUGAAAUCACGAUUCGAGAUCUACGGUUCAAUCUCCCGGAUCCGAAUUCGACAAAUCUGCCAUUUCAGCAGGGUUUGUAAAACCCUAAUAUAUAUAACUCGCUACUCAAUUUUGGCUUCGUCUAUAACUCUUCGUUGCAGCCUCUCUUUCUAAGAUCUUGAUUUGCUUCUCUUUGUUCUUAAAGCCAAUUCAAAGAGUCAAUAUGUCAGGAGAUGAAGCUGUUGCUCCAGUUGUUCCUCCGGUUGCUGAGGCAGCUGCGAUCCCAGAGGACAUGGAUUUGAUGACUGCAUUGCAGUUGACAAUCAGGAAAUCUCGUGCUUAUGGUGGUGCUGUUCGUGGUCUCCAUGAAAGUGCUAAGCUUAUUGAGAAGCGUGUUGCUCAGCUCUGUGUGUUGGCUGAGGACUGCAACCAGCCCGAUUAUGUCAAGCUUGUUAAAGCUCUUUGUGCUGACCACAGCAUCAACUUGCUUACAGUUCCAAGUGCCAAAACCCUCGGUGAAUGGGCUGGUCUUUGCAAGAUUGAUUCAGAGGGAAAUGCUAGGAAGGUUGUUGGAUGCUCAUGUCUUGUAAUCAAGGAUUACGGUGAGGAGACAACUGCCCUAAACAUCGUCAAGAAGCAUAUUGAAUCUAACUAAAUCAAGCAAAGGUCCUCCUUCGCAUUUCCCGCGCUGCAAUAUGCCUCAACCGAGACCGAUAUCUCAGUAAGCAGUACAAACAAACACGAAUAUGAAUUCAACUGCUCCUCCUCAAGGCUCAACAACAAGAGUUGUAUGUUUUUUUUUUUUUAACAUUUUAUUUACAAUUUUUU